CCAGAGUUUAGUCUGAAAUUGAUCGUUUCGUUUCUUCACCCUUCCUUUCUCUGAUUCCCUCUCCUUUAGAUAUCCUAAACAUUUUAUCACUCUGUUAUCAUCGAAAAUACUUUCUCUUAUUUCUUUUAUUUCUCCAAUCUCUUCUCUUUUUUUUCGUUCUAUUUUAUUUGGUGUUUGAAGGGGCACAUAAAAACAAACAAUGGCUAUGGCUAUGGCUAUGGAUCGGAUCGCUUUUUCCUCUUCCUCAUCCGUUUCUCACCGUUCUUCCCAUCCUCAUGGCUCCAGAUCUUCCACAGUUUUCAUGGCUUCCACUAUCCGUUCCGCUUCUACAGCGGAUACGAAUGGAAGGAAACUGUAUAUCCCUCCUCGAGAGGUGCAUAGCCAGGUGAAAUACUCAAUGCCACCUCAAAAGCUGGAGAUCUUUAGGUCCUUAGAAGGAUGGGCUGAAGAGAACUUGUUGGCUUACUUAAAACCUGUUGAGAAAUCAUGGCAGCCGACAGAUUUUCUCCCUGAACCUGAGUCAGAAGGAUUCUAUGACCAAGUGAAGGAGCUAAGAGAAAGGUGUAUGGAGCUUACUGAUGACUACUUUGUAGUGCUUGUUGGUGAUAUGAUCACAGAGGAAGCACUUCCCACUUAUCAGACCAUGAUUAAUACAUUGGACGGGGUUAGAGAUGAGACGGGAGCAAGUCCUUCUCCUUGGGCAGUAUGGACGAGGGCAUGGACUGCUGAAGAGAAUAGACAUGGUGAUCUUCUUAACAAGUAUCUUUAUCUCUCUGGACGAGUGGACAUGAGGCAGAUUGAAAAGACAAUUCAAUACCUCAUUGGUUCUGGAAUGGAUCCAAAAACUGAAAACAAUCCUUACCUGGGUUUCAUCUACACUUCUUUUCAAGAAAGAGCAACCUUCAUCUCCCAUGGAAACACUGCCAGACUGGCUAAGAAUCUUGGAGACUUUCAACUUGGGAAGAUUUGUGGCACCAUUGCUGCUGAUGAGAGGCGCCAUGAAACAGCCUACACCAAAAUCGUAGAAAAGCUCUUUGAAAUUGACCCUGACACCACAAUCGUUGGCUUUGCUGACAUGAUGAAGAAAAAGAUCUCGAUGCCUGCUCAUUUGAUGUACGAUGGUCAUGAUGAUAAUCUAUUUGACCACUUCUCUUCCGUGGCCCAGAGGCUUGGUGUCUACACUGCCAGGGACUAUGCUGAUAUACUGGAGUUUCUUGUGCAAAGGUGGAAUGUGGAGAAGUUGUCUGACCUUUCUAGUGAAGGACACAGGGCCCAGGACUACCUCUGUGGACUGCCUGCUAGGAUCCGCAAACUUGAAGAGAGGGCUCAAGGGAGAAACAAAGAAGCUGCAAAAAACAUACCAUUCAGUUGGAUUUUUGGUCGAAAGAUCAGGGCUUAAGAGAGGUAAUGUUACACAAUUUCUUCCAUAUUAUAACCCCAAGCUAGCUUAUAAAGAUCUUCCUUCACCAACACCAUGAUGCCAGAAGAAUGUUAUGUCGGAACGUGUGUAGAUAAAGUAUGUGUUAGACUAUGCUUUGUUUGGAUUACUUAAAUGAAUUCCUCCAAAGAAUUUGCUUUGUUUUGACAAUUUUAUUUAUUUGUUACUUCUCUUCUGUAUGCAGUAUUGUAUCCAAGUUCUAUAAUGUUUUCUCUCAAGUUCAAUAAGAUAUUUUAAAUUUAAACU
Capsella rubella is the source of this 1684-nucleotide messenger RNA. RefSeq names its product stearoyl-[acyl-carrier-protein] 9-desaturase 1, chloroplastic. Bases 200 to 1399 code for a protein of 399 amino acids. Gene Ontology annotation, molecular function: stearoyl-[ACP] desaturase activity. Gene Ontology annotation, biological process: fatty acid biosynthetic process. NCBI's taxonomy places the organism in Eukaryota, Viridiplantae, Streptophyta, Magnoliopsida, Brassicales, Brassicaceae. Gene Ontology annotation, cellular component: chloroplast stroma. The record is from RefSeq and is a predicted model, not a curated record. The transcript has 4 exons.